AUGCUGCCCUCGGUCUUUGAGCAGGUCGACAAACAAGCUAGCGAUCGUCAUCCCAAGUCCGACACAGAGUCGUCAUCGGAAAAAAAGAAGUCCAAGAAGACGAAGGACCAAGACAGCCUCGAAAUGAGGAGUCCAUACAGCACCAACACCGCGCCAAUGAGUUUCAUGGACCUCUCAGAUGUCCCACAACGCCCCGAACCGCCGAACAAGCUCCGCCGCAAGCAAUCAGCAAUGAACACCCCGCGACAGAGCGGAGAAGCUCCUCGCCCAUCAUUAACGCAGCUUCGCUCGCCAACCUUCACCGUACCUAGCGACGACACCGGCCCACCCAAGUCCGAGCCCGACAAGUACCCCGCUUACCCAUCAUCGAGCGGCGUACCCACCUGCCCGUCAUUUUUCAGGAAACGCUUCGACGCGUCGAGCCGGAAUAGACUGUACUUUGGCGUUGUCCCCGACGACGACAAGGAGAAUGACGAGGGGCAGCGCAUGCUGAGGAAGUUGCAGGGCGGGGUGUUUGGCGGGUUGAUACUGCAUAGUUCGCUGAUUGCGAGUGUGCCGGCGCUGAUGACGAAUUCGGUGGAUGUUUAUCCUGUGCAGGAUGAGUAG
This is a messenger RNA of Parastagonospora nodorum SN15, 606 nucleotides long. RefSeq lists its product as hypothetical. The transcript has a single exon. The record is from RefSeq and is a predicted model, not a curated record. Bases 1 to 606 code for a protein of 201 amino acids. NCBI's taxonomy places the organism in Eukaryota, Fungi, Ascomycota, Dothideomycetes, Pleosporales, Phaeosphaeriaceae.